Messenger RNA from Oncorhynchus nerka (sockeye salmon), 5132 nucleotides. It is a transcript of the gene nme3, whose product is annotated as NME/NM23 nucleoside diphosphate kinase 3. Gene Ontology annotation, molecular function: nucleoside diphosphate kinase activity. Gene Ontology annotation, biological process: CTP biosynthetic process; GTP biosynthetic process; UTP biosynthetic process. NCBI's taxonomy places the organism in Eukaryota, Metazoa, Chordata, Actinopteri, Salmoniformes, Salmonidae. The coding region runs from base 303 to 809 and encodes 168 amino acids. The transcript has 5 exons. The record is from RefSeq and is a predicted model, not a curated record.
UUAUUUGUUGGCAACUUUUUUGGAACAGAUUCCUCUUGGAACGUUCCACAAAUUAUACCAACCAGGGUCAAAUUGACAUGUUUGGACUGCAGCCCUUGUCUCCAUUGACAGUGCAUGUUAAUGCAUGGUGGUAUUUUAUGGAGCGAGGAAGAUGUUAGGUAACUUGGUGAAAGGUAUCAGUAGCUUAUUUCCUGAAUCACUCCCCACACUGCGCGUUCGCGCACUACUUCCUGGCUGCUUUCCGAAGAUACGUGAAGGACUUUCUUCCUUAUUUUCACUUUUUCCCCGUAGAUGAUGCAACGAUGAUUUUCCUCUUGACUAUAUUGGCAAGUGUUUUCCAAACAGGUUGGACGGGUGUCAAUGAGCACAGCUUCAUAGCUGUGAAACCGGAUGGUGUGCACCGGAGGCUAGUGGGAGAGAUCAUCCGGCGCUUUGAGAAAAAGGGCUUCAGAUUGGUGGGAAUGAAACUAGUCCAGGCGUCCGAGGAUCUCCUGAGAGAGCACUACAGGGACCUGAGAGACAAACCCUUCUUCAAUGGAUUGGUGCGCAACAUGAGCUCUGGACCCAUCGUUGCCAUGGUGUGGCAAGGUCUGGAUGUGGUGAAGAUGUCUCGCAAGAUGCUGGGGGAGACCAACCCGGCAGACUCCCUACCAGGAACCAUCAGAGGAGACUACUGUUUGGAAGUGGGCAGGAAUGUGAUCCAUGGCAGUGACUCUGUGGAGAGCGCUCAGAGAGAGAUCUCUCUGUGGUUCGGGCAGAAUGAGCUACAGUGCUGGGAGGACAGCAGCGGACACUGGAUCUAUGAGUGACACACACACACCACUUGUAGACCACCCAAGUGCCUUCAGAAACUAUUCAUACCCCUUUACUUUUUCCACAUUUAGUUUUUCCAAGCGGGAUUAAUAUGAAUUUAGUUGUCAUUUUUUUGUGUCAACGGACUUUGUCAAAGUGAAAGAAAUUCUAACAUAUGUACAAAUAUUCAUGAAAAAUAGAAAACAAAUAUGUCUUUGAUAAGUAUUCAUACCCUUGAGUCAAUACAUGUUAGAAUAACCUUUGGCAGCAAUUACAGCAGUCUUUCUGGGUAAGUCUCUAAGAGCUUUGCACACAUGGAUUAUACAAUAUCUGCACUUUAUUCUUUUGAAAAUUCUUCAAGCGCUGUCAGGUUGGAUGUUGAUCAUGCUAGACAGCUAUUUUCAAGUCUUGCCAUAUAUUUUCAAGCUGAGAUGAAUGAGAUGAAAUAAAAGAUCCCUGAAAUGUUCCAUAUGCUCAAAAAGCUUAUUUCUCUCAAAUGCUGUUCAAUUUUGUUUACAUCCCUGUUAUUGAGCAUUCCUCCUUCGCCAAGAUAAUCCAUCCACCUGACAGGUGUGGAAUAUCAAGAAGCUGAUUACAGCAUGAUUAUUACACAGGUGCACCUUGAGCUGGGGGCAGUAAAAGGCCACUCUAAAAUGUGCAGUUUUGUCAAACAGAACAACGCCACAGAUCUCUCAAGUUUUGAGGGAGUGUGCAAAUGGCAUGCUGACUGCAGGAAUUUCUCUACCAUAAGCUGCCUCCAACCUUGUUGUAGAGAAUUUGGUAGUACGCCCAACUGGCCUCACAACUACAGACCACGUGUAACUACGCCAGCCCAGGACCACCACAUCUGUCUUCUUCCCUUGUGGGCAUAGCCGCAGGAAGUAGUUUGAGGGUGGGGCUGCUGCAAAAAUGCUUGCCUGCGCUGAAGAUGUCUAUUUUGGUCCACUAAUACAGGACUAGUAAAGGCCCAGAGCACUCAUUUUGUGAAAACAUUUUCACAAAAUGUAUUUGAGUGUUUACCAGCAUUUGUCUGAUUAUUAUCUGUAAAAAAAGUUAAUAUGAUAAUACUUGCUUGAUAUACAGUGAAUUUAGAAAGUAUUCAGACCCCAGACUUCCUCUGUGGAGAUGGGAGAACCUUCCAGAAGUACAACCAUCUCUGCAGCACUCCACCAAUGAGGCCUUUACGGUAGAGUGGCCAGACGGAAGCCACUCCUCAGUAGAAGUCACAUGACAGCCCGCUUGGAGUUUGCCAAAAGGCACCUAAAGGACUCUUAGACCAUGAGAAACAAGAUUAUCUGGUCUGGUGAAACCAAGAUUUAACUCCUUGGUCUCAAUGCCAAGUGUCAGGUCUGGAGGAUACCUGGUACCAUCCCUACGGUGAAGCAUGGUGGUGGCAGCAUCAUGCUGUGGGGAGGUUUUUCAGUGGCAGGGACUGGGAGACUAGUCAGGAUCGAGGGAAAGAUGAACAGAGCAAAGUACAGAGAGAUCCUUGAUGAAAACCUGCUCCAGAGCGCUCAGGACCUCAGACUGGGGCGAAGGUUCACCUUCCAACAGGACAAAAACCCUAAGCACACAGCCAAGACAACACAGGAGUGGCUUUGGGACAAGUUUCUGAAUGCCCUUGAGUGGCCAAGCCAGAGCCCAAACUUGAACCCGAUCAAACUUCUUUGGAUAGAGCUGAAAAUAGCUGUGCAGCGACGUUCUCCAACCAACCUGACAGACCUUGAGAGGAUCCGCAGAGAAGAAUGGGAGAAACUCUCCAAAUACAGUUAUGCCAAGUUUGUAACGUCAUACCCAAGAUGACUCAAGGCUAUAAUCGCUGCCAAAUGUGAUUCAACAAAGUACUGAGUAAAGGGUCUGAAUACUUACAGUUGAAGUUGGAAGUUUAUAUACACCUUAGCCAAAUACAUUUAAACUCAGUUUUUCACAAUUCCUGACAUUUAAUCAGAGUAAAAAUCCCUGUUUUAGGUCAAUUAUGAUUGCCGCUUUAUUUUAAGAAUGUGAAAUGUCAAUAAUAGUAGAACAAAUUAUUUAUUUAAGCUUUUUUUCUUUCAUCACAUUCCCAGUGUCAGAAGUUUACAUACACUCAUUUAGUAUUUGGGAGCAUUGCCUUUAAAAUGUUUAACUUGGGUCAAAUGUUUCAGGUAGCCUUCCACAAGCUUCCCACAAUAAGUUGGGUGAAUUUUGGCUCACUCCUCCUGACAGAGCUGUUGUAACUGAGUCAGGUUUGUAGGCCUCCUUGCUCGCACACGCUUUUUCAGUUCUGCCCACACAUUUUCUGUAGGAUUGAGGUCAGGGCUUUGUGAUGGCCACUCCAAUACCGUGACUUUGUUGUCCUUAAGCCAUUUUGCCACAACCUUGGAAGUAUGCUUGGGGUCAUUGUCCAUUCAGAAGACCCAUUUGCGACCAAGCUUUAGCUUCCUGAUUGAUGUCUUGAGAUGUUGCUUCAAUAUAUCCACAUAAUUUCCCUUCCUCAUGUAGCCAUCUAUUUUGUGAAGUGCACCAGCCCCUCCUGCAGCAAAGCACCUCCACAACAUGAUGCUGCCACCCACGUGCUUUACGGUUGGGAUGCUGUUCUUCUGCUUGCAAGCCUCCCCCUUUUUCCUCCAAACAUAACGAUGGUCAUUAUGGCCAAACAGUUCUAUUUUCGUUUCAUCAGACCAGAGGACAUUUCUCCAAAAAGUAAAAUUUUCGUCUCCAUGUGCAGUUGCAAAGCGUAGCCUGUUUUUUUUAGUGGCGGUUUUGGAGCAGUUGCUUCUUCCUUGCUGGCGGCCUUUCAGGUUAUGUUGAUAUAGGACUUGUUUUACUGUGGCUAUAUAUACUUUUGUACCUGUUUCCUCCAGCAUCUUCACAAGGUCCUUUGUUGUUCUGGGAUUGAUUUGCACUUUUCGCACCAAAGUACAUUCGUCACUUGGAGACAGAACGCGUCUCCCUCCUGAACGGUAUGACGGCUGCGUGGUCCCAUGGUGUUUAUAUUUGUGUACUAUUGUUUAUACAGAUGAACGUGGUACCUUGUAAAUUGCUCCCAAGGACGAACCAGACUUGUGGAGGUCUAAAAUUGUUUUUCUGAGGUCUUGGCUGAUUUCUUUUGAUUUUCCCAUGAUGUCAAGCAAAGAGGCACUGAGUUUGAAGGUAGGCCUUGAAAUACAGCCACAGGUACACCUCCAAUUGAUUCAAAUUAUGUCAAUUAGCCUAUCACAAGCUUCUAAAGCCAUUACAUUUUCUGAAAUUUUCUUAGCUGUUUAAAGGCACAGUCAACUUAGUGUAUGUAAACUUCUAACCCGCUGGAAUUGUGAUACAGUGAAAUAAUCUGUCUGUAAACAAUUGUAGGAAAAAUAACUUGUCAUGUCAUGCACAAAGUAGAUAUCCUAACCGACUUGCCAAAACUAUAGUUUAUUAACAAGAAAUUUGUGGACUGGUUGAAAAAUGAGUUCUAAUGACUCCAACCUAAGUGUAUGUAAACUUCCGACUUCAACUGUAUGUAAAUGUGAUACAUUUUAAAAAAAAAAAGUAUUAUACAUUUACAUUUCUAAAAACCUGUUUUUGCUUUGUCAUUUGGGGUAUUGUGUGUAGAUUGAUUAGGGAAAAAAAUUAUUGAAUCAAUUUUAGAAUAAGGCUGUAAUGUAACAAAAUGUGGAAAAAGUCAAGGGGUCUGAAUACACUAUGUUUUCCAGUUUCUUGAAAUACUUUGCAAAUGCAACUUAUUUCUUUGUGAAAACUGAAAUGGUCUAUUCAUUCAUUUUCCAUAUUAGUAAACUCUCUUAUCCAGAGCAACUUAGUAGUGAGUGCAUACAUUUUCCCCAAUGGAAUCGAAACCACAACCCUAGCAUUGCAAGCGCCAUGCUCUACCAACUGAGCCACAUUAUCACAUCAUCACAAACCACUUGAUGGCUCAAUGUGCUCAAUUACUGUAUUCUGCAAUGUUUUUCAUCAUGGUGAUGUAAAGUGUACAGGUAUAAACCUAGAUGACCAGACUAUGUACAAUACAGUAAAGUACAUUUACAUUAAGUGGUUUGUAAGGAUGUUAAAUUAAUACUACACCAAAAGUGGUUGUUUUCCAUGUUAUUUGAUCAAGAUAAAUAUUUAAUUUGAUGUGUAUGUUUUGUGUCUUUGCCCAUAACUUUGCACCUUUUGAUGUAAAUGGACAGGGUUUUAUUGUUUCUGGAUUCCAUUAGAAUGUCAAUCGCAGAGAAUGGGACAGCAACUCUUCAAAUUCCAACUGUUGAAUCCUGCAAGAUACUGUUCUUAAUUAUUCAACAACCUCUUUUGCCAAAGGAGGGAUGAUGAAACAUUUUUUUUGUCUGCAAUACCUCUAAUAUUAGUAAAGGCACAAUGCACUA